Messenger RNA from Lathyrus oleraceus (garden pea), 558 nucleotides. RefSeq lists its product as uncharacterized. The record is from RefSeq and is a predicted model, not a curated record. Lineage: Eukaryota; Viridiplantae; Streptophyta; Magnoliopsida; Fabales; Fabaceae. The transcript has a single exon. Bases 1 to 558 code for a protein of 185 amino acids.
AUGCUUGGAUCUAAGAUUGUUCAGCAGACUACCGAGAAGAUCAAGAUGCUUCACGAUAAGAUGAAAUCUUUGGAGAGUCUCCAUAAGAGUUAUCAUGAUAAGAGGAGGAAAAAACUUGAGUUCCAAGAGGGAAAUCAUGUGUUUUUUAAAGUUACUCCGCUAAUUGGUGUUGGUCGAGCUUUGAAAUCUAGAAAGCUCACGCCACAUUUUAUUGUCCAUUAUCAGAUUAUGAAGCAAGUAGGAGAAGUGACCUACAAGGUGGAUUUGCCGCCAAUUCUUUUGAAUCUUCAUGAUUUAUUUCAUGUGUCUCAGCUGAGGAAGGAUAUUCAUGAUCGGUCUCAUAUGAUUCAAAUGGACGAUGUGCAAGUUAGAGAGAACUUGACCAUUGAGACAUGUCCCUUGAGAUUAGAGGACUGCAAAGUGAAGCACUUUAAAGGAAAGGAGAUUGCACUGAUGAAGGUGGUGUGGGGAAGACCUACUAGUGGAAGCAUGAUGUGGGAGCAGGAGAGUCAGAUGAAAGAGUCGUAUCCGACUCUGUUUCCUCUAGGUAAUUUUUGA